AUGACCACUCCCAACAUUCGCUUUGUGGUCCUGUCGGACACCCACGACUCCGCCUUCCCUUCAGAGCUUCCUCUCGCAGAUGUCGUCAUCCACUGUGGCGAUCUCACGAUGAUCGGUGGCAUGUCGAACUACAAAGCUGCUAUUAAAAGUCUAUCGGACUGUAACGCGGAGUUGAAGCUCGCGAUCCCAGGAAAUCACGAUAUAUCUUUGGAUCCUACGUGGUGGGCCAAUAAUUCAGACGAAGAUGAUGAUCCCGAAGAGCCGAAGAAGGCAAUUGAACUAUUUACGCAAUCCGGAAUCAGUCUUCUGAGCGAAGGACUCCACUCAUUCACUCUCAAUGAUGGUCGGUCCUUCACUCUCUACGCCUCACCCUAUACCCCCGAAUUCAACGGAUACGCAUUCUCGUACGGUCCGGAUGAAGAUAGAUUCAGUCCGGCCGAAACAGCAGGUGACUGCGAGCGCCAUGGCAUAAACACCCAUGGUCCAAACCCGAUCUCCGAGAAUGUCGAUAUUGUGGUUACACACGGCUCACCGCAAGUCCCAGGCAGAGACUAUCGACUCGACCUCGACAGCGAAGGCGCUCAUUGCGGCUGCCCGAAAUUAUGGAAGGCGAUUGAACGCAUACGUCCACGCGUCCAUUGCUUCGGCCAUCUCCACGAAGGUUAUGGGUCGCAAAUGAUCGAAUGGGGUGCCGAUUCUUCAUAUACCAUUGUGAGCCCUGUCAUCGAAGGCGUCGAAAUUACGACUACGGGAGACACUGAAAACACCUUACUCGUCAAUGCAGCAAUCAUGAAUCACAAAGGAAACAAUAAUAGACCCUGGGUGAUAGAUAUGUAG
Messenger RNA from Colletotrichum orchidophilum, 837 nucleotides. RefSeq lists its product as uncharacterized. Gene Ontology annotation, molecular function: hydrolase activity. Bases 1 to 837 code for a protein of 278 amino acids. The transcript has a single exon. The record is from RefSeq and is a predicted model, not a curated record. Lineage: Eukaryota; Fungi; Ascomycota; Sordariomycetes; Glomerellales; Glomerellaceae.